UGACAGAAUUGAAACAUGCGAAUGUGAGGUUAAACACCACUCAUCAACAGAUGUUCUCAGAUUAAUUUCACAAAAAAAAAGUUUAAACAAUGGUAGAUGAAGGCACGCGGAAGACUUUAAGUAGUAUACCACUGCUACAAACAAAGGCAGGACCACGUGAGAAGGAAUUAUGGGUGAAACGACUCAAAGAAGAGUAUCAAUCACUUAUCAAAUAUGUUCAGAAUAAUAAAGCCGCGGAUAACGAUUGGUUUCGUCUGGAGUCCAAUAAGGAAGGCACGAAAUGGUUUGGGAAAUGUUGGUAUAUCCAUGAUCUGCUAAAAUAUGAAUUUGAUGUUGAGUUUGAUAUACCUAUAACUUAUCCAAUGACAUCUCCGGAGAUUGCCCUGCCUGAAUUGGACGGUAAAACAGCUAAAAUGUAUCGCGGUGGAAAAAUCUGCCUCAGUGAUCAUUUUAAACCAUUGUGGGCAAGAAAUGUGCCCAAGUUUGGUAUAAGUCAUGCAAUGGCACUUGGAUUAGGACCAUGGUUAGCAGUGGAAAUACCUGAUUUAAUAGCAAAAGGUGUUGUAACUUACAAAGAAAAGCAUGAGGAGGGCGCAAGUUCAUCAUAAAAUUAAUCUUUUAUCGAGUAUUUUGGAAAUAUUGAAAGAGGUAAAGGUAUAAUCCGUUUUUUUACAUUAAUUAUUGAAUUUUUGCAUUUAUUAAAAGAAAUAUUUAUGUAUUAUAAGAGGAAAUCAUGUUUAAAUGCUACAAAUAAUGUAUUUACAAAGAA
Messenger RNA from Dalotia coriaria, 769 nucleotides. RefSeq names its product Ubiquitin-fold modifier conjugating enzyme 1 (gene Ufc1). Gene Ontology annotation, cellular component: cytoplasm. Gene Ontology annotation, molecular function: UFM1 conjugating enzyme activity. Gene Ontology annotation, biological process: protein K69-linked ufmylation. NCBI's taxonomy places the organism in Eukaryota, Metazoa, Arthropoda, Insecta, Coleoptera, Staphylinidae. The coding region runs from base 90 to 608 and encodes 172 amino acids. The record is from RefSeq and is a predicted model, not a curated record. The transcript has 4 exons.